Messenger RNA from Lathyrus sativus (Indian pea), 366 nucleotides. NCBI's taxonomy places the organism in Eukaryota, Viridiplantae, Streptophyta, Magnoliopsida, Fabales, Fabaceae. The record is from the annotation of a GenBank genome assembly.
AUGUCCCAGAGAAACAUAAUUGUCACAUGCCACUUUAACGGUGUUGUUUCAGCAAAUAGCCCUGUUGGAUUCUCGUUCAGCAACACAGAUACAUACGCCUUCAAAAUUCAUGUUAGUUCUGAUUUUUUCCAUUUUAAAGAUAGAAUGGAAAAAAAAUUGGCACAAAGCGUUGAGGAAAUAAUUUAUCGCCAUCCAAUACUUAAUGAAGACGAUUGUACCAUUUUUUACAUAAUGACGCCAAUCCGGAACGACGAAGAUGUGAAGGCAAUGUUUCGGUGCCACAUGGUGUUUGGUCAGUUACCUAUAAUUGAGUUGUAUGUCCGACCACUAGACAAUCCCGAAACAUUUCCGACGCAAGAGACAUAG